CUUCCUGGAGCCGGGUGGCUUGCUAACGUUAGCAAUAGCAGUGGCACAAAGAAGUGUCUGAAGCUUUGUAGUGCUGUGUGACUCGAGGUGUGUAGCUAGUUGGCUAGCUAGCUACGUUACCAUUGACUGUUGCUAGCUGAUUCCAAUAUCACGUAUAUCAUAUUAACUAACGUCAUUAGUGAGCUAGCCACUAAGAUAACAUUAGUAGCCAGUACCAAACUCCUUCGUGCAAUUCGUUCGUCCUGUCGAAUUUAGCGUAUAUUUGCUGGUCUGCUGACGUGACGCAUAUCUUUAGAACAUCUUACCGAGGCAACGACUAGUUUCCUCUGAAUUAUAUCCGUAAAAUAUUUUGUAAAGUCGUCUUAUCUUGGUCUUGAUUAGUCGUCAGUUUAUUAAGCAUGGUGAGGAGCGUGUAUCCCAUGUUGCAGUAGUGGAAGUGUGACAUGCUGGCCUGUCUGCCAGCAUCAGGUUAUCCUGUCAACCGACUUCUCUCCCACACGCAGAUGAACACUGGACUUCAAAAAUGGGAAACUACACAGAAGAUGAGAUCUGUCAAGUAUCCUACCCCAGCGGAAUUGGAUGCCUAUGCUAAGAAAGUUGCUAACAAUCCACUGACCAUCAAGAUCUUCCCAAACAGCGUCAAAGUACCUCAGAGGAAGCACAUUCGCCGCACAGUUAACGGGCUUGACACCUCCACCAGUAGCCAGCGCCACAGCCCUUACCAGUCUCAGGUCGGCGCCAAAGCGGGCCUCCUGGCCGUUCUCCGAGUGCCCGCCAAAAGCAUUGUCAAAGAAGUGGACGGUAGCCGUGCCCGUCUGCUCUCCAAAUCCACCAUGAACCCUCACAGUGGGCAGUAUGUCACUCAGAGCACUUUAAACCUCCCACAGCCUGUCCCCCAUUUGCAGGGUCUGUCUCAACCUCAGGUCAUGGCUGCUCAGAAACCAGGACUCCCUCACCCGCAGGCUUUCCAGCAGCAACAGAGGAUGGCUCGCCCCAUGACUUUACAGCAGCCGCAAACUAUGUCCCACCAUCCAACUCUACAGCAGAGGAACAUGGCUCACCCACAAGUUUUACAGCGGCAACAGAGCUUGUCCCAGCUGCAAACCUUACAGCAACAGCAAAGCCUGGCCCAUCCACAAACCUUACAGCAACAGCAAAUCCUGGCCCAUCCACAAACCUUACAGCAACAGCAAAGCCUGGCCCAUCCACAAAGCAUACAACGGCAACAGAGCUUGCCCCACACCCAGACUCUACAGAAACAGCAAAGUCAGCCUCGGCCACAGACCCUGCAGCAGCAGCAUAUCACUCAUCCACAGACCUUGCAACAGAAUCAGACACUUCCUGAUCAGCUAGCUCUGCUGCAGCAACAAGGAGUGGCCCCGGGCAUGAGGCAUAUGUCUGACGCAGCCCAGCAGCCUAGCCUGCCAAACUCCCAGGUCCUUCCGCCGUCACAGUCCCUCCCUCAGGCUGCCGGCGCAGGACCUGCCCCUAAUGCCCCGCCUCAGCAGCAGCCCCUGCCUGGCCCCUACGGACCCAGGAAGCUGCCGGAUGCUGACGCCCCACCAAACGUUACCGUAUCUACCUCCACCAUACCACUGUCCAUGGCAGCCAGUCUGCACCAGAACAGGCCUAGUGAUUUGAGCAGCAUUGUGCUCCAGAUUAAUCAGUUUUGUCAGGCACGGGCCAGUGUGGGCGGCACUUCGGUGUGCGAGGGCCAGAUUGCAAACCCAAGCCCUAUCAGCCGUAACCUGCUCAUCAGCGCCAGCUCCAGGGUGUCCACGCACAAUCCCGCACUGGGCCCCUUACCUUCCUGCCUGUUGGGUGGUCUCCCAGACACCGCCCCUGCCACUGUUGUCCCACCACAGCCUAACAUGGCCGCUAUGAACAGGAUGCCUGCUUUCCACUCAGACAUUGAACAUAAACAACUACAGCAGCAGUUACAACAGCAACUGCAGCAACAGCAGUUACAACAACAACAACAGCAGCGGUUACAACAACAGCAGCAGCAGUUACAACAGCAGCACCAUCAUCAGUUGCAGCAGCAUCAGCAGUUGCAGCAACAGCAGCAGCAGCUACAACAAAAACAGCAGUUACAGCUUCAGCAGCAGCAACAACAGCGCUCCUGGAAUCAACACCAACUGGCUCACAUGCAACGCGCUCCAGAGGGGGCUCACCCUUGCAAGAACCCUAGGAUGGAGGCUCCCACAGGGCCUGGUUUCCCAACCAAGAACCUCAGCUACCCGCACAAGCUGUGUGCGUCUCAGUCGUUCCCUCUAAGACACAGUACAGACAAACCAACAUCCUCGCCCCCUGUCAAGCUCCCUGACAUGCCCUUCACCAACGGGCACUACAUGCAGCCACCCUGGAGUGGGGUCCUGCCGGGCCCGAACAACAAUGGUUCAGGUCCUCAAGACCUCCCCCAUGCUUUCCAGGGAGCACAAGGAGCACCUGCCUUGGACUGCACACCUGGGCCACAAUUCAGGGGUGCCCCCCCUGCCCAGAUCAAGCUGAUGCAAAAUGUGGAGUACCUUGGUGGGGAGUUCCAGGCCCCCUGCUUCCGUGAGCAGAACCUGGGUGUGACGGGCAAGAUGCAUAGGCCUCCGAUGGGUAGGGCUGCUGAGCCUAGCAAUGGUAGAAACGUCCAUGCUCAUCACACAGGCUAUAGAUAAAGCUUGAAGUCAACUCUUCUACUGUUUUAGCUGCCUUCCUCCCAAAGCUCCAUUUAGGUGUACCUAUGUUUGCUCUCCAUCUUGCAACAAAUCAAUUGAUUAUUCUGCCCACCUCUUGAUUGACAGCUGCCAGGUUUUGUUUGAUAAAAUAGUCCUCAGGUCUUAAGGUAUGUGAACCGUGGUAUUAGAUUAUGGGUUUAGAUUGUUACUCCAAUUAUGAGAUUCCCACUAUUACAAGGAGGGUGGACAUCCUUUGUAUAUCCUGGGAGUUAUGGCAAAUUCCCGAAUCCAGAUUAAACCUUGUAAUCCCUUACAAUGGUCAGUAGAAAUAUUCCAUGGGUGACAUAGAUCUACCUUUUACAAUAUGUGUGGCCUUCAACUACAACUUCCCACUGACAGGAUCUUGGUAUGUUUUCCUUUCCCUAUGUUUACAUUCAUAAUAAUCUAUAAGAUUUUCAUAGUAGACAUAAACAUGUUGGAGAGUAUAUAAUUUUAUGCACCUAUUGGAGCUACCUUGUCAAUGGGGCAUUUUUGAACGUCAAUCACGCUAAUUUUCCAGAUGCUCUCUUUAUUUAAAGAGCAACUGAUAAACAAUUCCCUCAACCUCAUAAUUUAGAUUAAUGUGCUAGAGCCAUAGUGUCUUGUGUGUUGAUAAACCUUAAGUCAAAAUCGCUUUGGAAAUGGUAAGCCUAUGUAUGUUUUUGCAAGACUGUUUUAAUUCUUCAGUUCAACAUUUUUACUUGAAUUUCUGGUAUAGUGAACGUGUCGACUGGAUGGAAAUGUUAUGAUCAACAUUAGCUAAAGGAAAACACUACUUACUAAAUUGUUGGCAUUCAAUGUCUAAGAAUCAUGUGAAAUAGAUGAGAUGCGUAGCCUUUCUCACCACUGGAUGUGUGUGUGUGUGUGUGUGUGUGCGUGAGACGACCAGGUGUAUUACUUGCAAGCAUGCAAGUACAACAGUUCAUGCAGGAGCAGAAAGGUUUUCCAUUUGAGAAAAGCCUACAAAUCCCAGAGUAGGUCACCUGCCUGUGUGUUGUAUUAAGGCAUUUCUCCAGAAGCACUAUUCCUGUCUGUCUACCUUCUACCUAUAAAAAAAGGAAGCGUAGUCAGUCCCUUCAUGCAGGUAACUACGCCAUGCUUGGUGGAUUUCCUCUGUUCCCAAGUCUACCUUGCCUGGAACCUCAUUGUUGUUCAGCCCGUUUGCUUUCUCGUCCUUUAGCUCUUGAAAAUAGCCUUACAUUUUACUUGCCCUCUCUAUACCGGAUAUGUUAAUUUACUCUCUACGCUGAACUUGAAAUCAAGUGUGGUGCAGAGCUUGAUAUGGAAAGUAGUCAUAAUAUUAGUGAUUGUUAAUGCAAAUUUCUUUAUUUUAAGUCACUGUUGAUUUGCAACAUAAAACUAGUGUUUUUAAAGGGUUAAAUAUGAAUAGUAUUUAGCAGAGUUUUAUAGAUGUGUAGCACUGAGCUGUAAUACUGGUCCCCAGACUACCUUACUUCAGUUGUUUUACUUGACAUAUAGCCAGAUUUUAGUUCCUUAAUUUAUUUUCUGGACCACUGCAUCCUGAAGCCAUAUGUUUUAUUUCCUCAUAGGUGCCAUACAUAAAGCAUAUCAGACACAAGGACAAUGCAAUCUGAGGUCUCAAAACUGGCUGCACUCAGCAAGAAAUGCAAAUUGAAUGGCUUGCAACUCUAACCUUAUGGGUUGGGCUGUCUUCCUUGAUGGCCAUAGAUGUUGUGACUUUCUUGUUGUCUUUGAUGUGCCUGGCCCUUGAAGCUGCUAUUGAAUUCCAUUCUAAACACACACUAGUGUGAUUUGUGUGUGUGUGUUUAGUAAUGAUGUGUGAGUUGUACUAGUGGAAUAAAAGUUCCUAUUGAUGGGUUGAGUCUCUUACCUUUUUGAAAUGUGAGAAUAUUUAUGGUGGAAGAGGCUGACUGUUGUUGCAGUGAACCAAGCAAUUUACAUGAUAUACCUGUUUUGUUUCUACUGCCAUGUUACAGCCCAAGACAGUCAGGUUCUAUCAUUUGUUUCAUAUGAAGUGCCUCCAAAGGGCUCAAAACUGGGCACAGAAUUGGUGUGUUUGUGCCAGGAUGUGUGAGGCCAAGGUACUUGCAUACAGGUGUGUAAACCUACAUAGUAGUGGACUAUCCACUGUUAAGACCAAGCUACUUACUCUAACUACUGAAACUGUGUCAUGGAAUGAAGUGUGCCACUAUUUCCAGACACUUUAGAGAGUCUGAAACUGUUGCUGCUGAAAUUACUGACCGAAGGGACCAGGCCACCACUCCCACAACCCUGGUCCAAAGCCCAGACUCACAUAUUGUAUGGGUGGAAAAAUGGGACUGGUACCGUUCUUUGGACAGUUUAUAGGUAAAGCAAAACAUUAUAGGGUUGUCAUUUAUCUCCUCAGUGGUCUAGAUGUGACCUGAAUGACAGUGGGGGAGCUCACUUUCUGUACUUAAAGAUGUUAUUCCAGUUGCCUAUCCUUAAGGAAACGUCUUGCACAAAAACAUUCUCCCCCUUACCAAAAUAAAGUUUGCAGUUUCAAAAGG
Osmerus eperlanus (European smelt) is the source of this 5218-nucleotide messenger RNA. RefSeq names its product family with sequence similarity 222 member Bb (gene fam222bb). The transcript has 3 exons. NCBI's taxonomy places the organism in Eukaryota, Metazoa, Chordata, Actinopteri, Osmeriformes, Osmeridae. The record is from RefSeq and is a predicted model, not a curated record. Bases 444 to 2669 code for a protein of 741 amino acids.